Coregonus sp. 'balchen' is the source of this 4545-nucleotide messenger RNA. Lineage: Eukaryota; Metazoa; Chordata; Actinopteri; Salmoniformes; Salmonidae. The record is from the annotation of a GenBank genome assembly.
CCCCACUGAAGAAGAAGUACUGUCAACGGGACUGUGGGGAACAGUAAAGCUAACGACGGCCCUUAGCGUUUUCCAGAGGAACAUAUUUUAACACUCCAUAGGUAUUCAUACUCUUAACGUUACAUGUGAAGUUUUGUUUUAGUUUGAUUCAACUUGAUAAAUCAGGCUAUUGUUAUGUUGUCAACUACUUAUUAGAUGUAGCGUGGCAGGAACUUGCUCGGUUAGAAUGGGAAGAGAUGGGGGGAUGGGUCACGUUGGCUAAUCAGUCAGUGAUCUAGUUAGCUAGUUAGACUGUUAACGUUAGUUAGUUUGUUAACCAGAAAUCGUCAAUUGUGGGUGCAUAUUUGCUAGCUCAUUGUAAUCUUAGCCAUUUGAAAUGUUCUAUGAUUUCAGAUAGCCACUCCAAGCUAGCUAGCUAACCAGAGUCAGAGAGUGGAUUUGGCUAGCAGAAGACAGCUAGCUAGCUCAGCUGAAUGCUAAGCAAAAUAUUUGUAGCCGUGGUUUGUUAAACUGGUAGUUAACUAACAUAAUCGGACUACGGUGUCGAGAAUGAUGAUGUCUAUAAAGAAAGUAACGUGAGCCAUCAAUUUUUAGAAUAUGAAUGAUUUGUGAAUGAUUAGGGUCACUGGGUCAUUACCAAAAACCACAGUCCAGUCAGAUUGAUGGGCAGAAUCUAUGGCGUUUAGACUGACACAUUUUUGAUUUAGGCCAUUUGACAGUAUCCAGAGCUAGCUACCACUCUCUUGGAUGUUGACCUUUUCAGUGGGAGGGGAAGUAAGAGACAGGUUUUGCUGAGACAUGAAGUGGUAGUUAUGUGUUGUAAACAAACAAGUUACUAUCCUGGGCAUGUAGCUAAAUCAACUCACUGUAAUGCAGAUGUUUGUUGGAAACGUGUGACAACCAGCUGUGUGAGACUGACUGAGGCAUUCUGUCUAGUGCUGGUUUGACCUUCUGUCACCUUCAAACCUACCUGGUUUGACCUGGAUUUACCUUUCCCUCCUUAUCUUCCUCCUGCUCGUCUCCUCCUCCUCUCCUCUACCGGCCUGUGCUGGCGCAGCUUCAACCAUGAGGAGUGUGUACCUCCUGCUGCCCGCGCUGCUGCUUCUCCUGGCACUGCCUGUCUCCAGGGGACGCUACAACGAUGACUUUGACGAUGGGGAAGACCUGGCAGACUUUGCAGACGACAAUGACUUUGCUGAGUUUGAGGAUGUGAGUGAGGACACUGCGGCCGAGCCAGAGACGGCCCCUCCAACCCGUGCGGCCCCCCCUGCUCAGCCUGCUGAGGAAGAUGAGGACGAGGCCACAGUGGAGCUGGAGGAAGACGGACAGGAGGACGGCUUUGAGGACUCCGAUACACAGGUUAGGGGCUGCAGUGGCCUGGUAGCUUGCAUAUGACCAGGGACAACUUGGUUGGCACACUAUCCCAUGCGCUGUAUUUUUGGUUUGUGCCAGAACUAAUCCAUAUUUCAUUUUGUAUUGCUGUAGGAUCAAGACAUGUACAGCAAGUACGAUCCAGACGAGUUUGAUGGCAUGGAGAAGCCCAGCCAGUCCCUCAAAGACCCCCUGAUCAUCCACACAGUAAGUUCACUGUUAACACCAGACCAGUGACCAUUAAGAAGCCAUUGAUUCCAGACCUAUUUCUUAAACUGUACUCUGACAAUCAAGAAGCACAUCCCUCUUAAAUGUGAGUGCCAAGAUGAAACAUCUUUAAUGUUGUGGUUGUCAUGGUGAUGAAGUCUGUCCGUCUCCCCCUUCCAGGUGCCGGCCCACCUUCAGAACAGCUGGGAGAGCUACUACAUGGAAAUUCUAAUGGUGACGGGCCUGCUGGCCUAUAUCAUGAACUACAUCAUCGGCAAGAACAAGAACAGCCGUCUGGCCACAGCCUGGUUCAACUCCCACAGAGAGCUGCUGGAGAGCAACUUUGCCCUGGUGGGUGACGAUGGCACCAGUAAGGAUGCAGUGAGCACCGGGAAGCUGAACCAGGAGAAUGAGCACAUCUACAACCUGUGGUGCUCAGGUCGAGUGUGCUGUGAGGGCAUGCUCAUCCAGCUUAAGGUAUUUACAGUGUGUGUGAGUAAGAGAGAGAAAGUGUUUGUGUGAGAACUAGCUGCUGUUUCAAUGUUUUCUCUGGUCUGUUCCAGUUUGUGAAGAGGCAGGACCUGCUGAAUGUACUGGCCAGGAUGAUGAGGCCAGUCUGUGAUCAAGUGGUGGGUACAUAUGAUGCCUGCAUACAUGUACAUCACCAGUCACAUUGUCAAUAACCUAAGCGCUUACAAAUACUUUCCUAAAGGUAGACCUUUUCUGUUGUCUGACUUGUUAUAUAUUUCUGUCUCUUUUUCUUUGUAGCAAAUCAAAGUUACUCUGAAUGAUGAGGACAUGGAUACGUUUGUGUUUGCUGUGGGCACCAAAAAGGCCAUGGCCCGGAUGCAGAAGGAGAUGCAGGACUUGGUGAGGGGCGGGCCAACAUCACUAUACUCUCAUUCAUUCAGCCAUCCAGACACUAUUAACCAUCUAUGAGCCUCAGGCUGUGUGGGUGUAUGUAUUGACCCGUCUUUGUUUGUGUAUCUGUCUGUCCCCAGAGUGAGUUCUGCAGUGACAAGCCCAAGUCAGGGGCCAAGUACGGCCUUCCUGAGCUCCUGGCCAUCCUGACAGAGAUGGGUGAGGUCACGGACGGUGUGAUGGACAGCAAAGUGAGCAGGGGAGGGGACUUCUAUUGUGGCCUACUCAAUACAGUGGGGACUUUGUCACUAGGCUAUUGCAGAGUGUUCUCUCACUGUUUGUAGUGGGAGAAUAUGACACAUUGAGUACGGUGUGCUACAAUUUGAUAGACCCCUUGUUUUUCUUUCCUUCACCCUUCCACUGUCUUUGUCUUUCAGAUGGUUCAUUAUAUCACCAACCAUGCUGACAAGAUAGAGUCCAUCCAUUUCUCUGACCAAUUUUCUGGUCCAAAAGUUGUGCAAGAGUAAGUGCGCCUGCAAGCAAGACAGUUUUUCCACAACAUCUUAACUAUAUCACACAAAUGUCUUUACUCCACUCCUAUCCCUGGUCUUGUAUUAAAGCCUCUGUUAUGAAAUGAUCUACAGCCGUUUCUGUUACCUGAAGCUGCCUUCUCAACCCUGUUGUGUUUCAGAGAUGGACAGCCCUUAAAGCUGCCUGAGACCAAGAAGACGCUGCUGUUUACAUUUAAUGGUGAGCCAAUUGUCUCCGCUUGAAAUGCUUUCCAACACUGGCAUGCAGCCGAUUCGCCAUAUUUCAUACAUAGUGACUGAAUGAAAUGUUAACAAAUAUUUUAUUGUGUUUGUGCAUGUAGUGCCUGGCAUGGGCAACACGUCUCCUAAAGACAUGGACACUCUGCUACCCCUGAUGAACAUGGUCAUCUACAGCAUCGACAAGGUCAAGAAGCUCCGCCUCAACAGAGAGGUGAGAAUGGCAGGAUAAUUAGACUACUCCUACUACACCCUCAAUCUGGCCUAUUGGCAGAUGUUUUAUUUACUUUUAUCUACAGUCUUCCUUUCAUCCAUCACUGCAUCUCCUUUCUCACCCUCUAUCUCUCCCUGUGUCUGUCCUCCAGGGAAAACAGAAGGCAGAUAAGAACCGUGCCCGUGUGGAGGAGAACUUCCUGAAGCAGACCCACAAUCAGCGCCAGGAGGCUGCUCAGACCCGGCGGGAGGAGAAGAAAAGGGCUGAGAAGGAGAGGAUCAUGAGCGAGGAGGAUCCUGAGAGACAGCGCCGCCUGGAGGUCAGUUCCACCACAGCACCCCAGCAGAAUAACACCCAAUGGAACACUACACACAGGAACACAGCACACUGUUCAUCUUGGCCUUCUUUGUACCUCUUGCUCUAACUGCCUCUAUGGUCUUUCCCCCUUUUACAGGAGGCUGCUCAACGUCGUGAUCAGAAGAAGAUUGAGAAGAAGCAGAUGAAGAUGAAGCAGAUCAAAGUCAAAGCCAUGUGAGGAUAGACAGCUACAGGGAUUCAAUCACACAGCUCAGACGGUUUCCACUGCUUCCAUCCAUCUCUCUCACUUCAACGCCCAGUUCUGGCUCACAGGCUCACACAGAUUCCCAUCUCCAUGGGUGUCAAGCUUAGCUGUUUCUGUUCUCAUGGAAACACUUUGUUCAAUCAGUGGGGUUUUCCUUGGCUGUGAGUGAGCUGCUAGUGACAAGCGAGAGGGACAGAGGAGUUUUGCAUAUCAAGUCUGUCGCCACGAAGACCCGUGCCAGUUUUUUUUCUGUUUUGACUUUUUCUUCUGCCUAGGUCUUCAUUGCUCUUUUCAAAGCAAGUCGGCUCAAUGAGCUUUUUAAUCCAAUCGACAGGGAUUUGGGGGUGCACCUCUCGGUGGUAAAUAAAAUGCUCAUAUUUUAAAAGGCAUGAAGGAAUGUGAGGCUUGUUUCAUGAGUUAUUAAGUUAACACUGGAUGCUGCAAGACGAGAUGCAAAGUAUCCCAUUUUAAUUUAUAUCUAAGUGACAGUCCUUACAAGCUAUGUCUGUCUCUGGUGAAUUUCUAAGCAAACAUAAUAAAAUGCACUGGAAGCUAUUGAACAA